AUGUCUCUGGUGCCCGCUGGCCAUGAUGGCGCCGUAGUCACCCCCUGGCUACUGUCCCUGCCCGGAGCCACCUGGAGCUGUGGUUUCGUGCGGGGCCUGGGGAUGGAGCAGCUGGAUGGGACUCCCCCGCGGGUGGGCGAGCCCGGCCAGUCCAGCGCUAGCCACCCCCUCCCCGCCCACACGCAGCCCUUCGCCCCGUUCCCAGCGGCCGAGGCCCAGGGCGGGUCCAGCGAGAAGCAGCGACCUGCUGAAGCCACUCCAGACCAACCCUGGGGGCCGUUCCCGGGCCUGCCAGUCCUGGACCACAGACCCCCGACACCCAGGAAAGACUCUUGCUCCUCUUCAUCCUCCUCCUCCCCUGGCAGCCAGGAGAAGGACCUCAAAGAAGCCCGCCCCUCUGGGCUGCCCUCUGACCCUUACUACGUCCCGCCGUGGACAGGCUCCUUCUGGCCUCCGCCAGCUCCAGGCCCCCCUCUGCCCAGUCAGACUUUACUGGGGUCCGGGGUCUUCCUGGGUGGUCCGGCUACAUCCCCCUGCAUCCUCUUCCCGGCCCCGGAGGGACUGUCCAGCUUGGGCAGCAGCGGCAGCUCCAGUGGAGCGGCCAGCGAGGAAGGUGGACACUCCAGCGACAGCGGGGAGGAGGACGUGCCACCCACCUCGGAGGAUCUGGAGCUGUUUGCCAAGGAGCUGAGGCACAAGCGCAUCACCCUGGGCCUCACCCAGGCUGAUGUGGGCAUGGCUCUGGGCACGCUGUACGGUAGGGUAUUCAGCCAGACGACCAUCUGCCGCUUUGAGGCUCUACAGCUGAGCUUCAAAAACAUGUGCAAGCUGAAACCAAUACUGCAUCGCUGGCUCAACAAAGCUGAGAGCGCUGACCACCCUCAAGAGACAUGCACCGUGGAGCGGGUGCUGGUCCCAGCCCGGAAGCGGAAACGCCGGACCAGCAUCCAGAGCAGCAUCAAGGUCAGCCUGGAGAGCCUCUUCUGCCGCUGCGGCAAGCCCAGCCCCCAACAGAUCUGUGACAUCGCUCAAGACCUGCAACUGGAUAAGGAUGUGGUCCGGGUCUGGUUCUGUAACCGGCGGCAGAAGGGCAAGCGGCUUCUGUUGCCCAUCAGUGCGGAAGGGAACAGGCCCCAGUUAGAGGGGGCUCUCGGGGCUCCCCUGGUCCUGGCCGGGGCCACCUCUUCCCAGGGCUAUGACACCCCUCUUCCCGCCCCUCCAGCCCUCUACUUACCCGCUUUCCAUAAGAAUGAGUCCUUCCCCCCAGCCCUGGCCCUGGCCUCGGCUCCUAUCCUCCCCAUGGGCCACGGGGACCACGGCAUCUGCUGAGCCCAAACCGGGGUAGGCGGGGGGUGGGAGGGUUGUCGAUGGAGGAAAGGGACAUAGAGGAGGGAGUUCUGGAGUUGGGGCAGGUGUUCCUGUGGGAAGGGUGAGCAGCAGAAUAGCCUAGUGGAUAGAGCAUGGGUCUGGGGAGAAAAAAAGGAGGGAUUACAGGGCUACUUCGAUCCCUCUCUUAGGCUCAUCCCCUGCUCCUCUGCUUUCAAUCCCACAUGGACCCCGGCACUGGCCUAGACGCCCCCCCCCCAUACCACUGCCCCUGGCCCAGAAGCCAGCCCACAGCCCCUGGUCCCCCUCCCCACCUCCGCCACCCCCGCCCCACUGACAGUUCCCCAGGUUUUCCAGCUUUUUCAGAAAUAAAGAUGUUUUUAUUUUC
Messenger RNA from Ornithorhynchus anatinus (platypus), 1714 nucleotides. RefSeq names its product POU domain, class 5, transcription factor 3-like. Gene Ontology annotation, biological process: regulation of transcription by RNA polymerase II. The record is from RefSeq and is a predicted model, not a curated record. Gene Ontology annotation, molecular function: RNA polymerase II cis-regulatory region sequence-specific DNA binding; DNA-binding transcription factor activity, RNA polymerase II-specific. The coding region runs from base 1 to 1329 and encodes 442 amino acids. Lineage: Eukaryota; Metazoa; Chordata; Mammalia; Monotremata; Ornithorhynchidae. The transcript is spliced from 5 exons.